This is a messenger RNA of Rhinocladiella mackenziei CBS 650.93, 3150 nucleotides long. RefSeq lists its product as uncharacterized. Gene Ontology annotation, molecular function: small GTPase binding. Lineage: Eukaryota; Fungi; Ascomycota; Eurotiomycetes; Chaetothyriales; Herpotrichiellaceae. Gene Ontology annotation, cellular component: nuclear envelope; cytosol. The record is from RefSeq and is a predicted model, not a curated record. The transcript has a single exon. Bases 1 to 3150 code for a protein of 1049 amino acids. Gene Ontology annotation, biological process: protein import into nucleus.
AUGGAUUUGCGCGCGACUAUCCAAUCCACUCUGUCAGCCGACACAGGCAUCCGAUCCCAGGCUGAGAUUGCCCUCAAGGGAGCUGAGCAACAUCCUGGCUUCAUUGGAGCACUGCUAGAUAUUCUGCAGUCGGAGCAGGAUCCUGGGAUCCGCUUGUCCACCGCUGUCUACCUCAAGAAUCGAAUAUCGCGGGGAUGGGCUACCGAGAACACUCCUCACCAACCAGUCUCCGAACCUGAGCGAAAACCUUUCAGAGAUCGUCUUCUCCCUGUGUUAUCGACUUCUCCUCCCUUGAUUCGAGCCCAGCUCGUCCCAAUCCUUCAGACCAUCCUUCAGUACGACUUCCCUACAAAAUGGCCCGAAUUGAUGGAUAUUACGCUUCAAUUGAUGAACACCCAAGACGCCCAUUCUGUUUAUGCCGGCCUGCAGUGUUUGCUCGCUGUUUGCCGCACAUAUCGGUUUCGGGCGGGAGAAGAGAGGGCAAACCUGGACAAAGUUGUCAAUGUCGCAUUUCCUACUUUGUUGGGCAUUGGAAACGAGCUAGUCAAUGAAACCAGCCUGGAAGCGGGCGAGAUGUUGAGGAUCUGCGUAAAAUGCUACAAGCAUGCGGUUUACUAUGGUCUGCCACAGCCUCUCCAGACGCAUCAGGCGACGGUGGACUGGUGUACGUUGUUCUUGACUAUCAUCGCCAAAGAGCCUCCGGAAUGUGCCAUGGCCGAAGAUCCUGAAGAUCGGGAGCGCAAUCACUGGUGGAAAGCACGAAAAUGGUCCUACGCAAAUUUGAACAGGCUUUUUGUGAGAUAUGGGAACCCGUCAGGCCUUUCUUCUUCCCAGGAGAAAGAGUUGGGAGAAUUCCCCAAAAACUUUAUCACGAAUUUUGCCCCGGAGAUUCUGAAGGGUUAUCUGGGGGAAAUUGAAAAAUGGGUCGGUGGAAACCACUGGCUAAGCAAGCCGUCUCUGUCGUAUACGUUGAUCUUUUUGGAAGAAUGCGUAAAGCCCAAAGCAAUGUGGGACAAGCUCAAGCCGCACAUGGACGGUCUCAUUCGGCAUCUGAUUUUCCCAGUCCUCUGUCAAACAGACGAAGAUAUGGAACUGUUCACGGAUAAUCCUCAGGAUUAUCUACACCGAAAACUCAACUUGUACGAAGAAGUCUCUGCGCCAGACAUGGCAGCAACCAAUUUCUUGAUCGCGUUGACAAAGUCUCGGAAACAACAAACUUAUGUCAUCCUCUCAUACGUGAAUGAGGUGGUCACACGUUACGAAUCAGCCCCUGACGACCAAAAGAACCCGCGAGAGAAAGAGGGUGCUCUGAGAAUGAUUGGUUCGCUUGCAUCGGUCAUAUUGGGCAAGAAGAGUCCAAUUGCUGAUCAGGUCGAAUACUUCUUUGUACGACAUGUCUUCCCCGAAUUCAGAUCUCCACAUGGCUUCCUCCGAGCGAGAGCCUGUGAGACGAUGGAGAAAUUCGAACAAUUAGACUUUAAGGACCAGAACAAUCUUAUGACCAUCUAUCGAAACAUCCUCGAGUCCAUGGCGGACCCGGAAUUACCGGUCAAAGUCAUGGCUUCAUUGGCAUUGCAACCCCUAAUUCGGCAUGAUGCAAUUCGAAUUGCAAUGCAGUCCAACAUUCCCCAAAUCAUGCACCAGCUCCUGAAGUUGAUGAAUGAGGUUGACGUCGACGCCCUUUCCAACGUGAUGGAAGACUUUGUGGAAGUCUUUGCUGAGCAGCUUACACCCUUCGCCGUUGCCUUGAGCGAAAAUCUUAGAGACACGUAUCUCCGAAUCAUCAAAGAAAUAUUGGAGAGGAAUGAGGCCAAAGCAAAUGAAAAUGGUGAGCCCGGAUACGGAGACUAUCUCGAUGACAAGGCCAUUGCUGCCUUAGGAGUCUUGCAGACGAUCGGAACCCUGAUUCUCACCCUGGAAGCGACCCCGGAUGUUCUUCUCCUGUUGGAAACGAUUCUCAUGCCGGUCAUUACCAUCACACUCGAAAACAAGCUCUACGAUCUCUACAACGAAGUCUUUGAAAUUAUUGAUUCGUGUACUUUUGCUUCCAAAUCGAUCUCCGACACCAUGUGGCAAGCCUUUGAGCUCAUGCACAAAACUUUCAAGGAUGGCGCUGAAUUAUACCUCGAAGAUAUGCUUCCCGCCCUGGACAAUUUCGUCUCUUACGGUCAGCAACGAUUGAUUGAUCAUCCACCCUACCUGGCUGCGAUAGCCGGUAUGGUUCGUGAUAUCUUUGCUGACCCCAAGGUCGGAGGUGUUGAUCGUAUUUGUGGUUGCAAGCUGGCAGAGGCGAUGAUGCUGAAUCUUCGAGGUGGCCCCAUUGACAGCUACAUCCCAACAUUUGUGACUCUCCCCAUGGAAGUGCUAACCAGUCCUCAACAAAAGACAAUCAUGAAAAGCUACAAAAUUCACCUGGUGGAAAUGGUUAUUAACGCCAUCUACUACAACCCUAUUCUAGCUCUACAAGUCCUGGAAUCACAUGCGUGGACUAACAAGUUCUUCUCGAUUUGGUUUGGCAGCAUUGACUCUUUCCGCCGUGUUCAUGACAAGAAGCUCUGUAUCGCUGCAAUUUCUGCGCUCCUCACCAUCCGUGCGGACCAAGUCCCUCAAUCUGUACAGACCGGCUGGCCACGUCUUCUCACCGGAGCAACUUAUCUCUUCCGCACCCUCCCUGCCGCCAUCAAACAGCGCGAGGAAGCCGUGAAAGCAUCCGAUGGGGUCUCGGAUACGCUCUCAGAAUAUGCUUCAGAUGACGAAGCCGAAGAUUGGACUGAUGAACCCGCCGGCGAAGGCGCACAAGGACAAGAAUGGGGUAAUGUUAACGCCGCGUCCGUGCCAGACACCAAAGGUGAUAUCAAGGAUGAAUCCCAAGCGUAUCUCGAUUUCCUCAGUGAGGAGGCGAAAAAAUUCGGCGCCCUUGCAGAUGACGACGACGACAGCAUCCUCGACGAAGACAGUCUGCUCGAGAGCCCGUUGGAUAAAUUCGACCCCUACGCCGCGUUUAAAGAGUCGCUUGGCAAACUUCAGGUCGAACAGCCUCAGUUGUAUCAAAACCUCACCUCAAUUCUGGAAACUGGGGAUCGUGAGGUAUUGCAGAGCGUCGUCAACCAUGCAGCACAGGUCCAGGCACAGGCGCAGGCGACGACUUAA